Messenger RNA from Lycium barbarum (goji berry), 639 nucleotides. RefSeq lists its product as uncharacterized. The record is from RefSeq and is a predicted model, not a curated record. NCBI's taxonomy places the organism in Eukaryota, Viridiplantae, Streptophyta, Magnoliopsida, Solanales, Solanaceae. The coding region runs from base 1 to 639 and encodes 212 amino acids. Gene Ontology annotation, molecular function: enzyme inhibitor activity. The transcript is spliced from 2 exons.
AUGAACCAUGCAUCAUGGAAAAUAAUGCUUCUUAUUAUUUUCUUCCAUGUCCAACACACAUCAGCAGAUCUUGUAGAUGUUGUUUGUAAAACAACUCAAAAUUAUAAACUUUGUGCUGAAUCUCUCAGAUCAGAUCCUCGUAGUUUGAAUGCAGAUGCAAAAGGCCUCGCACUUAUCAUGAUUCAAUUGGCUUUGUACAAGACCACUCGCAAUAUUGUUUAUAUCGAGCGACAAAUGAUUGAGCUGAAUAAACUUGAUGAUUUAACUUCCCAGCAAUGCCUUCAAGUUUGCUAUAAAAAAUACAACUUUAUUGUAAAUUAUUUCAUCCUAAAUGCCAUUAAAGAUUUGUACUUGAACAGGUAUCGCGAUGCAACUUUUGCUAUUGCACUGUCUGGUCGAAAUAUUUCAAGUUGUGCAGAUACUUGUGUGAACUCUCCUUUCUUUAACUUGGCAAAUAGGAGCAAUGAAUAUGCAUAUUUUGUUCAAGUAGUUGCCGAUAAAGUGGUUGAUACCACUGCCGAGAACGCUACUGGUUCUGGUGCAACGACUGUCGCCUCUUCCAAUCGCACCAUAAUUAUCCCUGCAAUGGCUGCGACAAAAAAGCCCGAAAAGUUUUCUGGCAUCGACUUUAAACGCUAG